GUCCAUACAGUAAAAUAUUAGUAUAUUACUAAAUUGAGUAAUUUAUUUUUAGAAUUAACUACGUGUACGCUCGUCAUUAUCUGUUGCUAUAACAGAAUAAUCGCUACAAUUAUUUAUUUCAUUUCUAUAUUCUACUGCGACCUUUAAAAUAAUAUGUGUAUUGUGUUUAUUUUAUUAUAUUUAAUUUGACAUUUUUUUAUACCUAUGACUAGCGGCAUUAUAUUUGAAGUCGUAUCUAAUAACUUAAUAUACUACAGAACGCAGAAUAAAUACAAGAAAUUAAAAUUGAGUGUUGAAAAUUUGUUGUUUAUGGAUUUUCCAUAAUACGCAAAUUGUAAAUUUUGUAAAUUCUAUGUUCAAAAAAAUUCAAAAUUUAUAAACUUAAGAAUAAAAUUGAAGUACUAUUUAAUAUGAGUAAAACAGUACUAGUUCCACAGUGAUAGCUUAUUUGGAUGUGAAGUUAUAGGCUGUUUUUUCAUGUUUUUAAUUAUAAAAAAUGCUCUAUCAGGAGCUGCAAAAGAAGUAUGUAUUACAAAUUCAUUAUAUACGGAUUUCGUAAAAGGUGACAGAAUACACUUAAUACUUAAAAUUAUACAGAAAUACUCUUAUGAUGAAAUUUCGAAGUUCAUUUUUCCUCCAGAAUUAUCAAACAUAGAGACUUCAUUAUAUGAAUAUACGGGUUUAGAAUUGGAACACAGCGAGAAAGUAUUUCAAUUAAUUAUUCAAGACUAUAUAGAAGAAGGAGAUAAUAUUAAUCCCGAUUAUACAAUUUGUGACAAAUUUAAUGAAGGGAUUUCCAUUGAAAGUUAUAAUGAAGAGUUUCAGUUACGAUACGAUUAUAUAUUAAAACCCACAUUUAAAGAUUUACUUCAAAUUGAAUUAAGUGACAAGGUUAAUUGUUCAGAUGACGAAGGGGUAAAGUGUAAAUUGAUAGCUUUAAUUAGAAGAUCAAUUGAUCAUCAAAUUGAGAAUCAGUUAAUAAACUGCGACAAACAACGACAUCAUUGUAUCAUUAAUACAAAGUAUAGAAAUAAUACACAAAUAGAAAAUCGUUUUUUUGACAUCUAUACAGAAGAUCAAAUUUGGGCUACUGUUAUCAUUAAUGAUGAAAAUGGAGGAUAUAGUUUAUGGGAUCCAUAAAUAAAACUGUUCUAAUUUUAAUGUUCAACCAAUUUUUGUCUCCACCUGUUUCGAGUUCUAUUCCUAAACCUCCUAAAAAUAGUUUACAAAAUUUUUAAUAUUUGUAGUAUUAAUAUUAAUAGCAGUAACUAUGUAUGUGUCUAAGCUUUUAUGUUUUGUUGUAUUAUUUAGAGUAUUUAAAGAUUAUCAGAGUGGAAUAGAUCGAACUGACCACUCCAAUAAAUUUUGAGACAAUAAUCUUUUUACUGUGAUUUAUAAUUAACAAUUUUUUAUAAUUACAUUAUCUAUAU
Messenger RNA from Daktulosphaira vitifoliae (grape phylloxera), 1430 nucleotides. RefSeq lists its product as uncharacterized. The transcript has 10 exons. Bases 478 to 1140 code for a protein of 220 amino acids. The record is from RefSeq and is a predicted model, not a curated record. NCBI's taxonomy places the organism in Eukaryota, Metazoa, Arthropoda, Insecta, Hemiptera, Phylloxeridae.